GCCAGGUCCUACGGAGUCUUCUGCAAGGGGCUGACCAGGUCCCUCCUCCUCUUCUUCGACUUGGCCUGGAAGCUCCGGAUCAACUUCCCCUAUCUCUACAUCGUGGCCUCCAUGAUGCUCAACGUCAGGCUGCAGGUUCAUAUUGAGAUCCAUUGACUUGUGACUUGCCGUGCUUGUCUGUGCUGCAACUAAGGUUAAUAAUAUUCUGUAUUACUGUUUAACAAAAUGCAAAGUUUGAAGGACAGAAGAGCUAUGAUUGUCUCCCAUAUGAAUAUGGAGGAGGAAGACGUUUUAAACCAUGAACAUUUAAGUGAAAGUGGCCCAAAUAGCCAAAAUGAGAUCCUUCACCUUCCAGACGUAUGUUCCUUGUUGAAGAAUUCUCAAGUUGAUGUUAAUAGUAGCUUACAAAAAGAAUUCUUUUCUCUUAAGAUCAGGAAUUGUUCUUUAUUUAAGGCUGUACCUUUGCCUCAUAUUGGCAAGAAAAUGCCUCCUCAUUUGAGUGAACCAACAAGGUUAAAUUUAAGUGCAGCUGUCUCUUCAAAGGAUUCAUCUCAUCUGCUCUUUUCACCUGAGAGAGGACGACUUGAUAAGAUUUUUAACCACUUUGAUAGUACUUCUGUGACAGAUUGGCUGGAGAAAGCAUAUAAUUCCAUUAGUGACUUGAGUGUCUGGUGUUGCACUGGAGAUAACUUUGUACAUUUUGCACAUUUCUGGCUGUCAGAGCUACAGUACAAUCAAAAAAGGCAAUUGUUGGAAUUAGAAAUGGGUAUUAUUGAGGAUGAAUUGCAACUUGCAUUUCUGGAGGCAUUGGAUUCUGAACUGCAACCUUCUGAUCUGCAUUCCAUCCUUGCUGCCACGUUGAGUGAAUAUCCUAUGGGACUACUGAGCAGCCAGAAACCGUAUAUUUUCCUUGACUAUUUAAACAUCAUGUCUUCAGAGCAAACAACUGCAUAUAAAAAAAUGCUUUCAAGUAUAAAAUAUACAACAAAUAAUCCUCAGGUAACACAGUGGCUAUUAGCUGUACGAGCUUUUGCACUAGCAAAUCUCUGGCAUGCAGUAGUGAAGUUUUAUAAGGCAUUGGUCAGUACCAAGCUCGUUCCUGAACUACAUAUCAAGAGUUCUGUUUCUGCUACUACAAAGCAAACAAACGAAGUGGUUAAAGAAAGAGCUCUACACAGUGUCCAGCUGGGAUAUGCUGAUGUCUUGCAUUAUCUUAUUAUAAACCAGAAGCUGGACCUUGGUGCAGUAGAUGAAAAAGAUCGAAAUCUCAUAUUUUUAGCCACUAUAUAUGACCAACCAAAGAUACUGGACUAUUUUCUUGACAUGGGACUUCCCAUACCUGAUGUAAACCACGCAGCAGAAAAUGGAAACACACCACUCCAUGCUGCAGUGAAUACUGGAAAAAUGCACCUUGUAUCUUUGCUGCUGCAUUAUCCUGGAAUUAAUGUGAAUUUCCCAAAUCCCCAGUGUGAUGGAGCUACUGCACUACAUCUUGCUAUUGUCUAUGGGUACUUGGGUAUUUGCUAUUUAUUGCUGAAUGCUGCAGCUGAUGUGGAAAGUCCCCUGGGAGAUCUAACACCUGUGCAACUUAGUGAGAAUUUUGGUAAUGAAACUAUAACUAAGUUCAUAAAGAUGCAUGUUAAAAAAAUUAAACUUGAAAAUAAAAUGUUUGCCUGACUAUGUAAAGCAUAAUAGCAUUUUCCAAUGUAUCUAUUUUAAUUUUGUACAUUACACCUAUUUUAAACUUUUGACAUUACAAAAAGUCAAAAGUUUUAUCUGAGAGAUGGCAGCUUGCCAACAUUAGUUUUUAGUGGUAAAUUCUGCUAUGCAGACCUGAAAGUUUUAUAUUUUAGGCCACUUCCUUCUGUUGUUUUAUCCUCUUCCUGGUUUUGGCUGUUCUCAACCAAACAUAUAAAUGAAAGGGUACAUAUAACCUCCUGCAUAUUAAAACUGACACUGUUUAGUUUUUAGGUAUAAAAAUACAGAGAAUAUUGAUUUCAGUUGUAUUAACACAGUGAAUCAUAUUUUUACACUAUUCUAAAUUGAGAUGUUCAUCAAUUUGACUCCUAAGUAUUUUCUGGAUUAUUUGUGUGUGACAUUCUUUAAGACAAGAUUUUAAGAAGUGACUAAUGAUUUUUGGUGUCACCAAGUAUUUGAGUGCCCAACCUGAGACCCCUUAAAGGAGCUGCAUAAUCAAAGUGCUGAGCUUUCACCCUCUGAAAAUGAGGCCCCUUUAAAUGUUUAAAUUAAGAGAAUCUAUUUCUUGUAUAUUGUAUGCUUGAAAUCCCAUUCUAACUCACAUUCUUAUUUACAAUGUCACCAGAAAGUGAAAACAGGCGUUCGCAUGGGAUUUUUGUAGCUGGCAUUGCAAGGAUUUAUGUGCCAGCUAUGCUAAACACUCGUAUCCCCCUUCAUGCUUCGGCCACCAUUCCAGAGGACAUGCUUCCAUGCUGAUGACGCUCAUUAAAAAAAUGUGUUAAUUACAUUGGUGACUGAACUCCUUGGGGGAUAAUUGUAUGUCUCCAACUCUGUUUUACAUGCAUUCUGCCAGAAGCUCAGAAUGAGUGACAAGGGAUGGAUCACUUGAUGAUUGCCUGUUCUUUUCAUUCCCUCUGGGGCACCUGCACUGGUCACUGUCGGA
Molecule: messenger RNA, 2641 nt
Organism: Trachemys scripta elegans
Lineage: Eukaryota; Metazoa; Chordata; Testudines; Emydidae
Gene: FAM220A
Product: family with sequence similarity 220 member A
Exons: 6
Coding region: 226-1677 (483 amino acids)
Biological process (GO): protein dephosphorylation; negative regulation of transcription by RNA polymerase II
Cellular component (GO): nucleus
Molecular function (GO): STAT family protein binding
Source: RefSeq, a predicted model, not a curated record